AUGGCGAGAAUUAAGAACCAUAGCCUGACUGCACCUAUGCUGCAGGUACAAGGUAUGGAUUCUGGAUACCUUAGCAAACAACCAGGUGUAAUGGUUGCUAAUGCAUUAAUUGCGGGAAUCCACGUGGAACAAAAUAAUGGACGUUUGCCCAUUUCAUUGGUUAACAAUACUAACCAAACUAUAAGGUUAAACAAGGGUUGUUUAGUAGGAAAGGUGGAGCCUGUUGAACAUGAUGAGGUACAUGAUUUAACUCCACCCACUAAAAAUAUCUCAGAGGUUUCUAUUGGCAAUAAUAAUGUGUCAAAAGUGUAUACUAACAAUGACGACUGUUUUAAAGAUAUAGAUGUCCCAGACAUACAUAGAGAUCCGGUGUUACCGCUUGAUAAUAUUCUUAAGCCGAGACGUAAGUUCAUGGGUGAAGGUGAUUUCCAUCAGGUGGCAUUGGAGAAUCAAUACCGGCCAUUCCUCCAAGUACAUAAAUACAUGAAAAAAGCUAAGCAACGACAAGCCAAAUACGCUAACAAGAAUACUAAAAAUAUUGAUUUUAAGACAGGUGACCCAGUAUACUAUAAGAAUUUCUUACGUAAAAAUAAACUAGAAGACAGAUGGUCACCAUACCAUCGAAUAGUUGAACAAACCUCACCAGUCUCAUUCAAAAUUAGGAAUCAACUCACUAACAGAGUGAUAAAGGCUCAUGCUGAGCACUUAAGAUUAGCUAAUAUUGAUGAAUGGGACAUACCUAAAGACACAAAUAAAUUAAGAAAAGCCCAAUAUGUUGAACCUCCUUCAGAAUCUAGUUCAGAAGGUUCCGAUUCUGAGUAUUCAGAAGAUGACGAAUUGCCUCUUAGUGAACUAAUUAAGAAAUACCAUAGGGUACGAGGAAACUCGUCGAGUGAAGAUGACAUACCACUCAUGGAAAUGGCGCAACGAAUUAGAGUAGAAAAUGACAGCGCCAAUGAUGAUGAUGCUGGCAAUCCAGAUGAUGCCUCAUCAAAUGAUAUGGUGGUUGCCUAG
Lottia gigantea (owl limpet) is the source of this 1014-nucleotide messenger RNA. RefSeq lists its product as hypothetical. The transcript is spliced from 2 exons. The record is from RefSeq and is a predicted model, not a curated record. Bases 1 to 1014 code for a protein of 337 amino acids. NCBI's taxonomy places the organism in Eukaryota, Metazoa, Mollusca, Gastropoda, Lottiidae.